Messenger RNA from Cannabis sativa, 3297 nucleotides. RefSeq names its product sodium/hydrogen exchanger 1. Gene Ontology annotation, molecular function: sodium:proton antiporter activity. Gene Ontology annotation, biological process: regulation of pH; proton transmembrane transport; sodium ion transport. The transcript has 14 exons. NCBI's taxonomy places the organism in Eukaryota, Viridiplantae, Streptophyta, Magnoliopsida, Rosales, Cannabaceae. Bases 924 to 2531 code for a protein of 535 amino acids. Gene Ontology annotation, cellular component: membrane. The record is from RefSeq and is a predicted model, not a curated record.
AAGUAUAUAACCUCCUAUUUCUUUGUUUCUAAACAUAAUAUGUUUGUUAAAAGCUCAAACUCGAAAAGAUAAUUUUUUUUUAUCUUUUUUUUUUUUGUAAUUUCAUUUAUUUAUCUUUUUGUCUUUGGUUUUCCUUUAUAUACAUGAAAAGUACCUACUCCUACACUCAUUCCACAUAGCUUUUAUAAUAUUUUAUUUUUGAAUUUAUAUAAAUUUCAGUUAAGAAUAGGAUUAGGAAUGAUGUAACAUUCCUUUUUCAGAGUUAGAAAUAAGUAUAUAACCUCCUCUUUCUUUGUUUCUAAACAUAAUAUGUUUGUUAAAAGCUCAAACUCGAGAAGAUAAUUUUUUUUUAUCUUUUUUUUUUAUUUAAUUUCAUUUAUUUAUCUUUUUGUCUUUGGUUUUCCUUUAUAUGCAUGAAAAGUACCUACUCCUACACUCAUUCCACAUAGCUUUUAUUGUUUAGAGCUUUUUCAACACUUUUAAUUACUUAAUUUUAUUUGAAACCACUUUUAAUUAAGUAAUAAAUUCCAAAAGAUUCUAUUGAACGACAUAAUCAUAAAGGUAGACCUCUCCCUCCAACAUUGGGUGGCUAAUCCUCUACACUCAAAACCAGCUCCUAUUCCAUCAUCACCAUAAAUCAACGGUCAGUAAUUUUUCUGAUCGAAAAAAGUUUCUUACUGAGUUUUAACACCCCUAUAAAUAUGUUUCAGUCUCUUCAUCUUCCUCUAUGUUAUUAUAUAAACUAUAUAUAUAUAUGUAUUAGUGUUUAUAUAUAAACUUGAGGUUUCAUAACGAACGAAGUAUGUUUUUUGAUUAAUAUACAAUAUAUUUAGUUGAAUUUUGUUUUAUCAACUUUCUCAGCAACCAAACAGAAGAAAGAAAGAGAAAGAGAAGCUGAUUCGUUUUUGAAAUUAAGUAAAGCGAUGGAAGUGAGUUGGUUUUUUGCAGAAUCGGUGAGUUUGUUGAAGAGCAGUGGUAGUGAUGAUCACCAUUCUUAUGUGAUUCCUUUGUUCGUGGUUCUUUUUCUUGCUUGCAUUGUCAUUGGUCAUUUGCUCGAAGGAAAUCGGUGGCUCAAUGAAUCUAUUUCUGCACUUACCAUCGGACUUUGUACUGGAUGUUUGAUACUGUAUACAACUGGAGGAAGAAGUUCACACUUAUUAGUAUUUAAUGGAGAGCUUUUCUUUAAUUUUCUUCUUCCACCAAUUAUUUUUAAUGCUGGGUUCCGGGUGAAGAAAAAGCAAUUUUUUCGUAAUUUCUUGACCAUAAUGCUAAAUGGAGCUGUUGGUACAAUCGUAUCAUCCGCCAUAAUCUCUUUAGGUUCUAUACACUUCUUUGGAAAAAUGAACGUGGGUCCUCUCAAAAUUGCAGAUUAUCUUGCCCUUGGAGCCAUAUUUUCUGCUACAGAUUCUGUUUGCACCUUGCAGGUGCUUAAUCAAGAUGAGACGCCCUUAUUAUACAGCCUAGUUUUUGGAGAAGGCGUAGUAAAUGAUGCCACGUCAGUGGUGCUUUUCAAUGCAAUCCAAAGCUUUGACCUCACUAAUAUAAAUACAGCCAUUGCCUUAAAGUUUAUUGAAAAUUUUAUGUAUUUAUUUGUAGCCAGUACAGUGCUGGGAGUAUUUGUUGGAUUACUAACCGCAUAUAUUAUCAAAAAGCUCUAUAUAGGCAGGCACUCUACUGAUCGUGAGAUUGCUCUUAUGAUACUCAUGCCUUAUCUAUCAUACAUGACAGCUCAACUAUUUGAUCUAAGUGCCAUCCUCACUGUAUUCUUCUGUGGAAUUGUUAUGUCUCAUUACGCAUGGCAUAACGUGACUGAAAGCUCAAGAGUGACAACCAAACAUAUUUUUGCUAUUCUAUCAUUUGCUGCAGAGAUAUUUAUCUUUGUGUAUGUUGGUAUAGAUGCCUUGGACAUAGAAAAAUGGAAAAUUGUAAGCGACAGUCCUGGGACAUCAAUUGGUGUGAGUUCAAUACUUUUGGGACUAAUUCUAGUUGGAAGAGCAGCCUUUGUUUUCCCCCUCUCUUUCUUAUCCAACUUAACUAAGGACUCUCCAGAUGACAAACUGGACUUCAAACAACAGAUUACCAUUUGGUGGUCAGGUCUUAUGCGUGGUGCUGUUUCUAUGGCACUAGCCUAUAAUCAGUUUACCAGAUCAGGCCACACUCAUUUGCGUGAGAAUGCAUUCAUGAUCACCAGUACCAUAAUAGUAGUUCUUUUCAGCACAGUGGUGUUUGGUUUGAUGACAAAACCAAUUGUGAAGAUUUUUCUCCAGUGUUCAAUACAUGAACCCUCCUCUCCUAGCUCAAAAUCUUUAGGAGUACCGCUGCUGGGCUAUGCUGUUGAUGAUCUAGAAGCCGACUAUCAAACUUCCAGUUUUAACAUACCUCGUCCCACCAGUUUAAGGAUGCUUCUAAGCAUACCAUCUCACACUGUCCACCGUUACUGGAGAAAAUUUGACAAUUCUUAUAUGCGUCCGAUUUUCGGUGGCCGUGGUUUUGUUCCUUUAUUCCCUGGUUCGCCUACUGAUCCUCAUUAAGUGUGUUCAGUGCAUUUCAUCAGUACAGUUUUACUCACCAACUCACAAGUUGAAGAAAUUUUCAAGAACAAAACAACUCUGAAUAGAAGAAAAGCACUAAUUUUUGGUUUGUGUAUAGAUGUUAAUAUAGGGUGGAGUGGGUAUAAUUCUAUACGAAAAAAGAGAAAGAAAAAGUUUUUGUUUGGAGUGAUGAUUUGUUUGAGUUUUUUGUUGUUAUUUUUGGUGUGUGAUAUAUAGUUUUGUGAGGAGUUAGUAGUCUUUCAUGUAUUUUUUUUUUAGUUUUGUGUUAUUGGUUUUGCAAAAGGUUGAUUGACAUAUAUUCUAAUAUGAGAGAAUGGAGAAUUUGACAUUUAAUUGAGAGGAUUAGCUUUUAGGAAUUUGACAUGUUAGUGUCAGUAAAGAAAAGAAGAUGACUACAAAGAGUAAUCAUUCAUGUCUUCCAAAAAGGAAGUGUAGGAAGAAAAUUAUUACUAAUUAAAAGUACAUAGUUAUGAAUUGCUACCAGUUCAUGCUUAAGCAUUUCUCUCUCUUUGUUGUUCAUCAUGAUUUAGUAAGUUCAGCCUGAGACAAAGAGAUUUUGAAGUAAUGACCAAACUAUUGUCAACUCUAUGUGACCACUCAAAUAAUUUUCUUCAGCAUUUCUCUUAAUUUUAACUUCAAUCAAUUACCAACUAACAAGAAUUAAAAUACUAGCACUUCCACUCCUUAAGGGCUCAUUUGGUACGCCGUAUAAGGGUCGUAUUGUAUUAAAUAAUAAAUAACACUA